AAGACACAACCGCCCUUCAGUCAAAUCUGUAUUGUAACACAUUUGGCGCAGGAAUAAUCCAACUACAGUUCAUUUCCCAUGUGAAGUAUGUGACCUGUGUCUGUGCACUUUCCUGCUCAGUUACUCAUUAAGGCUCAGCCAAACAAUCUCGUCUGUUUACCGACCUCCGGGCUGCCUUAUCGAUGAUGUCAUCAUCUGGACAGAUGCUGAGGUUUUUGGCAGCACGUUUACACUAAAAAUGGGAGCGUCAUUCAUGUUAUAGUCGACCGAGGAAACAUAACGCACCUUUUUUAUAUGACUCCCAUGUGACACAUUAUGAUUGGAUAUUUGUGCAAGCUCUUGGACUUUUUUUUUUAUCUUAUUUCCUCUCGUGACACCUAAAGUAAGUUUGUGGUAACUUAUUAAGAGGAUCCUAUCGUCCUACAUUUAUGUCUUUAUGAUCACACUUUACUGUCUCAUGGCUUGAGAGCGAUGGAUUUUUUUUUCUUUACAUAAUACUUACUCGCAGCAAUGGUGGCUGCAGUGCAGCUGUGCAAAUACAAGAUUGAACACCUUGACGGGCAGCUUUCUUGGACCGUUUUCUUCCUAUACAUGCUGAUGCUGGACCGGGGGGAAGGAACGCUUCUCGAGAAUGCCCCAGGCAGCACAGAAGAAAAAGAAGAACAAGCAAGCGGCUCCGGACCGAAGCGUCCAAGUGGUGGCAAAAAGGCAAAAGAAAGGAGGGGAAAAAGCAGAGGAAACUAAGGUCGUGUUUGAGGGUCUGUGGUCCUUAAGUGGAGAGGACGUCGUGGGAGGACCACAACCACCCUGCAGAGCUCGCUCUUCCCCGGAUGGUGACCUCCUCGUCUCCUGCCUCGGAUGCUGGACCCCAGUGGUCGUCAUGGAAACGCUCCCCUUGGCCUCGUCCAACCAGUCGACGGCCUCCAUCCCCAUCUUCAACGCCAGCUGCCGCUUUGACGAGGAGUUCAAAUACAUCCUCCUCCCCGUCUCCUACGGCCUGGUGUUCGUGCUGGGCUUCCUCCUCAACGCCACCGCCUUGUGGACCUUCGCCAAGAUGCGCCCGUGGAACCCCAGCGUGGUCUUCAUGUUCCACCUGGCGCUCACCGACUUCCUGUACGUGCUGUCGUUGCCCACGCUCAUCUACUACUACGCCAACCGCAGCCACUGGCCCUUCGGCGUGGCGGCGUGCAAAAUAGUGCGCUUCCUCUUCUACGCCAACCUGUACUGCAGCAUCCUGCUGCUCACCUGCAUCAGCGCGCACCGCUACCUGGGCAUCUGCCACCCCAUCAAGGCGCUCACCUUGGUCAAGUCGCGCCAUGCUCAUAUGGCGUGCGGCGCCGUGUGGGCCGUGGUGGCCGUCUGCCUGGUGCCCAACCUUGUCUUCGUCACCACCUCCCGGCGGGACAACGACACCAUCUGCCACGACACCACCAGCCAGGACUCCUUCGAGGAGUACGUGGACUACAGCUCCGUCGUCAUGGCGCUGCUCUUCGGCGUCCCCUUCCUGGUCAUCGUGGCAUGCUACUGCCUGAUGGCACGGGCCUUGUGCCGACCCAGACAGGGUCUGGCGGGCGCCGCCUCCCGCCAGAAAUCCAUCAAGCUCAUCAUCGUGGUCUUGGUGGUGUUCGCCGUCAGCUUUGUCCCCUUCCACAUCACGCGCACCCUCUACUACACCGCCCGGGUUCUAGACCUGGACUGCAGAGUCCUCAACAUUGUCAACUUCACCUACAAGAUCACCCGGCCGCUCGCCAGCGUCAACAGCUGCAUCGACCCCGUUCUGUACCUCCUGGCCGGCGACCACUACCGCUCCAAGCUGGUCUACGCCCUGACGGGACGGAGGCAGGCCACCAGGAGUCAAGCGCCCUCUGAGGCUCCGCCCAACAGGAAGUCAAACCUGGCUCUGGUCUACAAGAACCUGAACAGCAGUAGCCCAAAAUAGACAGAAUAUCAAACUAAACAUUAAGCUGGUCUACACCCUGACGAGAAGGAGGCAGGCCACCAGGAGUCAAGCGCCCUCUGAGGCUUCGCCCAAUAGGAACUCAAACGCGGCUCUGGUCUACAAGAACCUGAACAGCAAUAGCCCAAAGAUAGACAGAGGAAUCUCAAACUAAACACUAAGCUGGUCUACACCCUGAUGGGACAGAGGCAGGCCACCAGGAGCCAAGCGCCCUCUGAGGCUCCGCCAAACAGGAACUCAAACCUGGCUCUGGUCUACAAGAACCUAAACAGCCGUAGCCCAAAGAUAGACAGAGGAAUCUCAAACUAAACAUUAAGCUGGUCUACGCCCUGACGGGAAGGAGGCAGGCCGCCAGGAGUCAAGCGCCCUCUGAGGCUCCGCCCAAUAGGAACUCAAACGCGGCUCUGGUCUACAAGAACCUGAACAGCAAUAGCCCAAAGAUAGACAGAGGAAUCUCAAACUAAACACUAAGCUGGUCUACACCCUGAUGGGACAGAGGCAGGCCACCAGGAGUCAAGCGCCCUCUGAGGCCCCGCCAAACAGGAACUCAAACCUGGCUCUGGUCUACAAGAACCUAAACAGCCGUAGCCCAAAGAUAGACAGAGGAAUCUCAAACUAAACAUUAAGCUGGUCUACGCCCUGACGGGAAGGAGGCAGGCCGCCAGGAGUCAAGCGCCCUCUGAGGCUCCGCCCAACAGGAACUCAAACCUGGCUCUGGUCUACAAGAACCUGAACAGCAGCAGCCCAAAGAUAGACCGAGGAAUCUCAAACUAAACACUAAGCUGGUCUACGCCCUGAUGGGACAGAGGCAGGCCACCAGGAGUCAAGCGCCCUCUGAGGCUCCGCCCAACAGGAACUCAAACCUGGCUCUGGUCUUCAAGAACCUGAAGAGCCGUAGCCCAAAGAUAGACAGAGGAAUCUCAAACUAAACAUUAAGCUGGUCUACGCCCUGACGGGAAGGAGGCAGGCCGCCAGGAGUCAAGCGCCCUCUGAGGCUCCGCCCAACAGGAACUCAAACCUGGCUCUAGUCUACAAGAACCUGAACAGCAGCAGCCCAAAGAUAGACCGAGGAAUCUCAAACUAAACAUUAAGCUGGUCUACGCCCUGACGGGAAGGAGGCAGGCCACCAGGAGGUGCCCUCGGAGGCUCCGCCCAACAGGAACUCAAAACUGGCUCUGGUCUACAAGAACCUGAACAGCAGCAGCCCAAAGAUAGACCGAGGAAUCUCAAACUAAACACUAAGCUGGUCUACGCCCUGAUGGGACAGAGGCAGGCCACCAGGAGUCAAGCGCCCUCUGAGGCUCCGCCCAACAGGAACUCAAACCUGGCUCUGGUCUACAAGAACCUGAAGAGCCGUAGCCCAAAGAUAGACCGAGGAAUCUCAAACUAAACAUUAAGCUGGUCUACGCCCUGACGGGAAGGAGGCAGGCCACCAGGAGUCAAGUGCCCUCUGAGGCUCCUCCAACAGGAACUCAAACCUGGCUCUGGUCUACAAGAACCUGAACAGUAGUAGCCCAAAGAUAGACCGAGGAAUCUCAAACUAAACACUAAGCUGGUCUACACCCUGAUGGGACAGAGGCAGGCCACCAGGAGUCAAGCGCCCUCUGAGGCUCCGCCAAACAGGAACUCAAACCUGGCUCUGGUCUACAAGAACCUAAACAGCCGUAGCCCAAAGAUAGACAGAGGAAUCUCAAACUAAACAUUAAGCUGGUCUACGCCCUGACGGGAAGGAGGCAGGCCACCAGGAGUCAAGCGCCCUCUGAGGCUCCGCCCAACAGGAACUCAAACCUGGCUCUGGUCUACAAGAACCUGAACAGCAGCAGCCCAAAGAUAGACAGAGGAAUCUCAAACUAAACAUUAAGCUGGUCUACGCCCUGACGGGAAGGAGGCAGGCCACCAGGAGUCAAGUGCCCUGUGAGGCUCCGCCCAACAGGAACUCAAACCUGGCUCUGGUCUACAAGAACCUGAACAGUAGUAGCCCAAAGAUAGACCGAAGAAUCUCAAACUAAACAUUAAGCUGGUCUGCGCCCUGACGGGAAGGAGGCAGGCCACCAGGAGUCAAGUGCCCUGUGAGGCUCCGCCCAACAGGAACUCAAAACUGGCUCUGGUCUACAAGAACCUGAACAGCAGCAGCCCAAAGAUAGACCGAGGAAUCUCAAACUAAACAUUAAGCUGGUCUGCGCCCUGACGGGAAGGAGGCAGGCCACCAGGAGUCAAGUGCCCUGUGAGGCUCCGCCCAAAAGGAACUCAAACCUGGCUCUGGUCUACAAGAACCUGAACAGUAGUAGCCCAAAGAUUACCGAAGAAUCUCAAACUAAACAUUAAGCUGGUAUACGCCCUGACGGGAAGGAGGCAGGCCACCAGGAGUCAAGUGCCCUCUGAGGCUCCUCCAACAGGAACUCAAACCUGGCUCUGGUCUACAAGAACCUGAACAGUAGUAGCCCAAAGAUAGACCGGGGAAUCUCAAACUAAACAUUAAGCUGGUCUACGCCCUAACGGGAAGGAGGCAGGCCGCCAGGAGUCAAGCGCCCUCUGAGGCUCCGCCCAACAGGAACUCAAACCUGGCUCUGGUCUACAAGAACCUGAACAGCAGCAGCCCAAAGUUGGACCAAGGAAUCUCAAGCUAAACUCUAAGCUGGUCUACGCCCUGACAGGACUGAGGCAGGCCACCGGGAGUCAAGCGCCCUCUGAGGCUCCGCCCAACAGGAACUCAAACCUGGCUCUGGUCUACAAGUACCUGAACAGCAGCAGCCCAAAGAUAGACCGAGGAAUCUCAAACUAAAUACCAAGCAGAUUUUGGUAUUUGCACUGACUACUCAUGCAAGUCUUGUGACCUUGUUAGAGACACUGGCUGCCCAUUUAGAUACACUGGUGUCCAAAGUCUUUGGCCUUAUCUACACUGCAGGUCAAUUCCCCUUUUUUUUGUCCCUUAUACUGCGACCAUUACCGGAUUUUUUCAUGUCCAUUCCAAAUGUUUGUAUCCGACCCAGGUAUGUGGAAAUAAAUCGGAUACAUAUAUAAUGCGUCCUGGAUGUGAACGCUCCCGCGCUCAGAUCGCAUUCAUCUGAACAGAACGCAGGGCUCGAACAGAUGCUGGAUUUUCUACUUUGCACCUAUAACAAUCAGGAUGGUUCUUUUCCUUCUUGGUCCGGAUGACAUGACGUCCACAUUUUCCAAAAACAAUUUGAAAUGUGGACUCGUCAGACCACAUAACACUUUUCCACUUUGCAUCAGUCCAUCUUAGAUGAGCUCGGGCCCAGCGAAGCCAGCGGCGUUUCUGGGUGUUGUUAAUAAAUGGCUUUCACUUUGCAUAGUAGAGUUUUAACUUGCACUUACAGAUGUAGCGACCAACUAUAGUUACUGACAGUGGUUUUCUGAAGUGUUCCUGAGCCCAUGUGGUGAUAUCCUUUACACACUGAUAUCGCUUUUUGAUGCAAUACUGCCUGAGGGAUCGAAGGUCCGUAAUAUCAUUGCUUACAUGCAGUGAUUUCCCCAGAUUCUGUGAACCUUUUGAUGAUUUUACGGACCGUAGAUGGUGAUAUCCCUAAAUUCCUUGCAAUAGCUGGUUGAGAAAUGUUGUUCUUAAACUGUUGGACAAUUUGCUCAGGCAUUUGUUGACAAAGUGGUGACCCUCGCCCCAUCCUUGUUUGUGAAUGACUGAGCAUUUCAUGGAAGCUGAUUUUAUACCCAAUCAUGGCACCCACCUGUUCCCAAUUAGCCUGUUCACCUGUGGGAUGUUCCAAAUAAGUGUUUGAUGAGCACUCCUCAACUUUCUCAGUCUUUUUUGCCACUUUUGCCAGGUU
Molecule: messenger RNA, 5760 nt
Organism: Entelurus aequoreus (snake pipefish)
Lineage: Eukaryota; Metazoa; Chordata; Actinopteri; Syngnathiformes; Syngnathidae
Gene: p2ry4
Product: pyrimidinergic receptor P2Y4
Exons: 3
Coding region: 632-1939 (435 amino acids)
Biological process (GO): transepithelial chloride transport; G protein-coupled receptor signaling pathway
Cellular component (GO): plasma membrane
Molecular function (GO): G protein-coupled UTP receptor activity; G protein-coupled purinergic nucleotide receptor activity
Source: RefSeq, a predicted model, not a curated record